CAUGCAUCGCAUUCCUCCCUUCUUCCAUGUACAUACUCCCGUUUCGCAGUUGCGCAAUUGAUUCCUUGCGUUGAAGCGCUUUCUUGCAUCCACCCGUUGCCCGCGCCACUGCCUCCUUUCCCAUCACUCCUCCCCAUACUCCGCCGCUGCCCCUGCCUGUCUAUUUUAGGAAGCCCUCGCAUCUCAUACAGUACACCAUUGCCGUCGUGUCGAAGUAGUCUUGUCCAAACGGUGCAUCCCCUCUAUUCGUCCGGACGCCGUGAACCCUCCUGUGACCCUGGUCCCAGCCUUUGCCAGCAUCCACUCCACUCUUUGCGCGCCAUCGGGUCUUGGCUAAGAGCUAUAUGAAGCAUCUUUAAAAAAACAUCCAUAUGAAGCAUCUAUAUAAUGGAGAACCGCAGGAAUAGUGGAUCUUACGCGUCGCGCAUAGCAAAUCCUCCCCCCCAGCCCGUCCCCGAAGGCUAUCCGCAAAAGCGAAACUCAUACCGACGACCUUCUGACCUGCAGCCCACGCGCGCACAGAACGAUCUCCCCGCUCCCUCCAAUGCCGUAGCCAGUAACACGGCGCGACCCGUAGUGGCUACCUUUGGCCAAAAUGGAGUGGCUCGAGUCUCGUCCCAUCGACGGCGACAGAGCCAGCACAUACCCCCCCCAACUUCAGGCGCUGUACCUGAACCUCUCCCUGCCGCGCCUGAUGCCCCCCGAGGACCCCCUCCUACAGCAUACCGAGACCCGUAUGCUCCCAAGGGAAGCGCUCGAUCCCACGUGCCUACUAGGACCUACUCCGGGCGGUCUCGAGAUCCCACCAUUCACCUCAACGCAAGCAGACAACAGCCCAACAUUCAGCUUCCGUCGCAAAGGCUGCAAGAGCUUCGUGGCCCCCCAUUUUCUCCCACCGAGCCAAUGUCGGCCACGGUUGAAGGGGUCGCGAGAAGAGACUCGCAGGCGCGCAGACCUUCCGUUCCAGACCGGUCGCCACUGCAGAAGUUGGAGGGGAAGCUGGACGACAUCAGCAAAGAGGAGAGACGCGCCAGAAUGCUGGAGGCAGAACUUGCCGCCCAGGAAAAGGCCGAGGCUGAAAGUGCGGCUCGAAGAGUUCGUGAAGCCGCAGCGAAGCAGCAGCGGAAUGUGUCAGGGCCCGUUCAAGGAUCGGAAAGGACCAGGCAUGCGCCUGCCCGUACGGUGAGUACCAGACGUCAUGCAUCGAUGCCAACGCAAGGCCCGCCCAAAUCGCCAGAACUGGAUGAUGGACCCGCCAUGUACGACUUGACUGAACCAUGGGAUCCUACGGCACCCCGAUCCACAGCUCCUCCACAACCUCGAGAUCUACGUUAUCAUUCUAGUGUCGCCUCAUCCGGAUCUCAACGCCAGAAUAAGAGAUUGUCUCACGUGGACGGAACCGUCGGUCGCACGCCAAGCACAAAAGGCAAAGAGCCCGUUGGGGUCAAUCGAGGAUCGAGUUUCCGCGACCCUACUGCCGCCACCCGAGGGUUAGAUGGGCCCGGCCCUAACGCCCAACUGGUUGAGAGGAAGCCAGUCCCAGUACCCACUGGACUGGGCCUGUAUGGGAUGAAUGAUGGCCCGAAUGCGUCUAGGCCAUCAGGUGCUGGAAUUGGACGCCAUGAUAGCCAAAGACUGUCAAAGGAGCUUCCUCCAACCCCGCAUGGCUCCUUGGGUGGGACGGAAAGGCGAAGGGACAGUAGGGGCAUCAUGGCAGCACAAAUGGAGAUGGAGCAACAACGACUCGAGCAGAAACAAGGGACAAGAGGAGUCAGUUCUCCACAGCCACUGGGUGCACCAGUGCCAAAUGCGCCACCAAUUACCUCUGCUGCAACACGUGGUACCCGCGUUGGUUUCGCGCCUUCAGUGCCAGAACCACACCCGCAGGACUCACAGGAAUCCCAUCAUCAUCAUCUAUCCGAUCUCCUCGGACACCAAAAAGAGCCCGAUAGAAGAUAUAUCGCACCCCCAAUGCUUGACGAAUGGAAAAAUGCCCCUGUCGCGACCCUUUCUGAGGAGGACCUUGAUCUGGAUGCUCCAGACCGGUUGGACAGCACGAAGAAAGCCUGGUGGGAGGAGAGUUCCUUGACACAUCGGCGAAGAUCCAGUGCCUAUGCUCAAGGGAUAACUACCUAUGAUGGCUACGUUGAUGAGCCAUCCGGCCAAACAUCGUUCAACCCCCCAUUGUACCUCAAGUGUGGACCUCUUCUGCGCUACACUGGCAUCCGCAGAGACAGAAGCAGAGGGGCAAAGGAACGAGAGAUCUGGAGAGGGAGCAUUAUGAUCGUGACCGAGGAUCCGAAAUCGUCGUAUGAAAAACCGCCUACCCUCCGGUUAUUCAAACAGCCCAUGGACCUACUACCUCCACCUCCAGCCGAAGUAGAUGCGGACGAACAACAUCUCAACCCAGCAUAUGUUGACCCGAUUGAAGGAGAAAUAAAGGUAUCUCGUUCUGGGAAGACGCUGUACGUAAAGCCUAUCGAGGAAAUUGUUGAAGGAGAGGAUUUGUCCAUGGUCGAAGACGACAGCGGUCUGUUCCAAGAGUCAAGGAUCACGUCCGAUCUCCAUGCACCCAAUUCUCGAAAGACUUCCCGGAUCCGUAGGAAGGAUGGAGAAAAGGUCGGCAAGGUUAAAGAGAUACCAGGUGUCCGACUACACGCCGAACGAGGAGUCACCUUCUGGCGCUUCAAUCUCGAAAUCGAACUAGGAUCUGUACAAUCGCGCGUCGCCUACAGAAUCAACCGUGGGCCUGCCAUCGGCUUCUGGGUUCCUGCAAAAGGCGAGAUGAUGAACAUCAUGUUCCACAGCUGCAAUGGUUUCUCUUUAAGUGUCGACCCGAAGGAGUUCUGCGGACCCGACCCGUUAUGGCGAGAUGUACUGAACAACCACCAGACUCGGCCCUUCCACGUUAUGAUUGGCGGAGGCGAUCAAAUUUAUAAUGAUGCUGCAAUGAGGCAGACCACAAUUUUCAAGGCGUGGACCGAGAGUCGGAAUCCGCUACAGAAGCAUUCGACCCCGUUUUCUACUGAAAUGCAACUUGAGCUUGAGCAAUUCUAUCUCGAUCGGUAUUCUAUGUGGUUCUCUCAAGGUUUGUUCGGAAUGGCCAACUCCCAGAUCCCAAUGAUCAAUAUUUGGGAUGAUCAUGAUAUUAUUGAUGGCUAUGGAUCGUAUCCCCACCAUUUCAUGGAAACAGCUGUUUUCACUGGCCUUGGGGCCAUCGCUUUCAAAUACUACAUGCUCUUCCAACAUCAAUCGGUCGUUGCUGAGACGGAGAAGACGGAGCCUUCGUGGGCUCUUGGCGCCCAUCCAGGACCGUACAUCAAAGAACAGUCCCGCAGUGUGUUCAUGUUUCUUGGACGCCCAAUAGCUUUCCUCGGCCUCGACUGCCGCACCGAGCGCCAGCGUGACGAAAUUAUGACUGAAGACUCAUACGACGUAAUCUUUGACCGCCUUGAAGCCGAAAUCAUUAAAGGAGAAACGAAGCACUUGCUCGUGCUGCUCGGCGUGCCGAUCGCCUAUCCUAGGCUCAACUUUUUGGAAAACCUUCUUACAAGCAGGUUGAUGGACCCUAUCAAAGCGCUCGGACGAGCAGGACUCCUCGGCAACUUCGUCAACAAGUUCGACGGUGGAGUUGAGAUAUUGGACGACCUUGACGACCAUUGGACAGCAAAACACCACAAAGAGGAACGGAACUGGUUUAUCCGCGAGUUGCAGCACAUCGCCUCGACCAAGUCUGUUAGAGUAACUAUAUUAGGAGGCGACGUCCACCUCGCAGCAGUCGGCCAAUUCUUCACGAACAAGAAGCUCAAUAUUCCGAAGGACAAGGACCAUCGGUAUAUGCCGAACAUUAUUAGCUCCGCAAUCGUGAAUACACCGCCACCUGAAAUGAUGGCGGAUAUUCUGAACAAACGGAACAAGAUACACCACCUUGACCCGUUCACAGACGAAGACAUGAUUCCUCUCUUCACUCACGAUGUCGAUGGCAAGAAGAGGAACAACACUCAUUUACUGCCCCGCCGAAACUGGUGUAGCCUACGAGAAUACAGACCGGGCCACACGCCUACUUCAACCCCAUCUCCUCCACCAUCGCCAGGUGCAGAAAGAGCCCCGGGGCUCCCUACAGCGCUUUCAGACUACACACCCGGCCAAAUGGUUCGAAGAUUGAGUAAUACUGGACGGCGAGGCCGAGAUCGUGGACCUCCUGUAGCCUACCACAACAACCCAGCCUACGCCGCCGCCGAGGAAGCUCAAAUCCCCCAAUCGUCCUUCUCCCCAGAACGCCCUCGAUCUCGUCGCAACUCUCUAACCAGUCUCUUUCGUCGUCGCGGUUCCGUGGAUUCGAUCAACCCACCCGGGUCUGCGCAUAGCCUGCCUAACCCUCGGAACCGGAAUUCAUUCGCCGCCUCAAACCGUGAUCCCAGCAUCUCUACGGAACCCCCGAACCCCUUCCAGCGGCGUCCGAGUGUUCUAGGCAAAAAUGGUAUGAAGAGAGAAGGCGCAUAUAUCAAUCUAGAAGAUGGACUUGAUAUAUGUCUCAACCUAGAGGUCUCUCAAAAAGACCCCUCAGGCAUAACUACGCCGUACCGUCUUCUUAUCCCCGCUCUCCACUACACUGAGCCAGACGCAGGGGUCAUUCAAAAGCAACGUCGGAAGACCCGAAUUGGCAGCGUUUUCAGUGUAUUCGGCGGUGGUCGAAAACACCGGACCGUUGGUGACGACGGCUACUCUCAUUCUGGCAGCGACCUGGAUGAAAGGUCUGAUGACUCAGGUGAUUUGGGAGAGGUAGAUGACGAGGAGCGCACAAGACAGAGGUACAAAGUCGGACCGCGCAUUCUCAUUCCCGGCAUAUCUAAAAAACGCACACCCAGUGUCUCCACAGCCUAUACUAACGUGCCCACCCCAGCAGAGGCAAUCGCAGCAGACCGCGCCGUCAGCGCACAGAGACACGAAGAAACGCUAAACAGACUUGUCUCUGCUUCCACCGCCACGCCAGACCGUCACGCUUCCGCUCCCCUCACAUCAGGCCUCCACACGCGCUCAGUGCAACAGCAUACAGUUUCCCAAUCUCAAGCCCAUCCUCCCAGCCUCACCCCCGGCUACCCUCCACAACCCACGCGCAAACCAGUCGGCAGUCAUAACUCCAGCCACAAAUCACAACUCCCCGCUGCAGCUAUGAAUCCCACGCCGAAACUCCCGCCUCCAGUGCCCGAACCAAAGGCCCAGAGGCGCAGCAUGGGCGGCAUCCUUGGACACCACCGCGGCGAACACUUCGAGCAUGAAGCCCACACUCUAGCGCACACCCCCAGUACAUCGCACCCCACUCCCCGACAAAAGAAACGCGAAUCAUAUCCCCCGCAUCCCGCGAUCGUAGGUGGGGGACCUGGAAGCCCUUACGCGAAGCCCGGCGGGAAGUAUGAUACAAGCGGGAGUGGAGACCGGAGCGGUGGGGAUUACUUUUCUGGUGGCGGGAGGACUGGAAAUGCAGGGGUUGGUGCGAGGUAUCUAGGUGGGGGACGAUAUGCCGAUGAUGAGGAUGAGGGUGUGAGUGAUGAUGGGAGGCACGCUUAUAGUGACGAGGAGGGGGAGUCUGUGCAUAGUUUUGCCCCUCCAAAGCCGAAAAGUACGGAUUCGUAG
Messenger RNA from Lindgomyces ingoldianus, 5634 nucleotides. RefSeq lists its product as uncharacterized. The transcript is spliced from 3 exons. NCBI's taxonomy places the organism in Eukaryota, Fungi, Ascomycota, Dothideomycetes, Pleosporales, Lindgomycetaceae. Bases 388 to 5634 code for a protein of 1748 amino acids. Gene Ontology annotation, cellular component: membrane. The record is from RefSeq and is a predicted model, not a curated record.